Messenger RNA from Alosa alosa (allis shad), 1292 nucleotides. It is a transcript of the gene batf2, whose product is annotated as basic leucine zipper ATF-like transcription factor 2. The record is from RefSeq and is a predicted model, not a curated record. Gene Ontology annotation, cellular component: nucleus. Gene Ontology annotation, biological process: regulation of transcription by RNA polymerase II. Gene Ontology annotation, molecular function: RNA polymerase II cis-regulatory region sequence-specific DNA binding; DNA-binding transcription factor activity, RNA polymerase II-specific. The coding region runs from base 253 to 792 and encodes 179 amino acids. NCBI's taxonomy places the organism in Eukaryota, Metazoa, Chordata, Actinopteri, Clupeiformes, Clupeidae. The transcript has 3 exons.
CAUCAUGUUCAGAACAGUCAACAGACAAGCAAGUUUAACUUCGUUACACGGGGUACAGUUGUCUGCUGUAGGCUAUAAUUGAAUAGUAGUAAAGUUACUAGUAGGCUAGCAAAACUAACACAUAGACAGCUCAGUGGCUAGGCGGAGUUGUUAGCCCUAUAAAUUAUUUGCUGAGCUGUGCGCUACCCUGCUCACGACUUGAGGAAUAGGCCUUUAUGCGUCUCGCCAAGUGGAGGACGAAGUUGCAAAGCGAUGCCGGGUUUUUUUAUGGACACUAAAAAUCAUGCAGAGAGUUCUACCUCAUUUUCCGGCGAGGAGUCUCAGAGUUCAUCAGAUUGGGGAAAAUAUGAUUUUGGCCCUGUCAGAAUGUAUAAACGAAAAGAGAAGAACCGGGAUGCUGCAAGAAAGAGUAGAAAAAAACAAACAGAGAGAGCAGAUGUGCUUCAUGAGGAGAUGCAGUUCCUAGAGCUUUCCAAUGCUGCGUUUGAGAGGGAGAUUGCAGACUUGCAAGCAGAGCUCCAGAGGUACACCACAGCCUUGCAGCAGCAUGAGCCUCAGUGCUCACUGCACGGCCAAUCAAGACUAGCAGGCAGCGUCUCCCCGCAGGUGAAGGCCUUCCAGUUUACCUCUACCAACACCUCUAUACCAGCCUUGAACAUAGACUCUGUUGCUGUCGCCAGUGCACCGCCAACUCAUCCUGGAGAGGCCAUCAGUGACUUCUCCCUCUCAGAACUCUUUCAGACUACAGAUUGGACCGCACCUUGGGAACCUGGACACUGGAGUAUACUCUGAUGGCGAUACACACUUGAAUUGAAGCUGAUUUCUGAAUCACCAAAAACCCAGGAACCCCAAUCACAACCGCUUAUCCGGCACGAGGCGGGGUUUAUAUGAUGAAAGACAGAAGAGUAUAGUGAGCAGCGUUGUUCAACUCAACCAAUGGCUUACGUAAACAACUGCAUUUAAAACCUCCAUUUACCAGAAUGCGGUAUAUGGUAGAUGUGUUUGCUAUUAUACUUCUGAAAAGACUGGAUAAGAGUUUAAUGCACCAGUUUAAUUUUAAGUAAAGUUUAAUUUCACUGCUGGUUACACCACUCGGAAAUCGGAGGUAAAUUAAAGGUCUCCAGACCCAUUCUCAUUCUGAAUUGAGAUUUCAGAAGCAGUCUGGUGAUUUGAUAUGAAUCCAUCCUUUUAUUGGACAUCAGUAUACAGUAUAUAAAGUAAAUACAGUAUAUUUCAAAUCAGUGAAAUAAUUUACAAAUUAUUGUUUUUUGUCUUAGGUAAAUAUAUAUAUA